Molecule: messenger RNA, 1821 nt
Organism: Closterium sp. Naga37s-1
Lineage: Eukaryota; Viridiplantae; Streptophyta; Zygnematophyceae; Desmidiales; Closteriaceae
Source: the annotation of a GenBank genome assembly
AUGGCACGAUCUCAUCUGCCGUCCAGCACCUGGCGUCCCUCUGUAGCGAAGGACCAUGCCUCUGCCCGUGGUUACAACUUUCCACGCGUUAUUGUCACCUUCUGCGCAGUCACACUGCUCGUGCUCUGCUGCAUGGUUCCCGUGGGUGCUGUCCCGCCUCCGGUGGUCGAGUGUGAAAAUGGAGGCUCUGAGACGUGCACUGUCAACAACGCCUAUGGAGCCAAUUUCGAUGGGGUCACUUGCAAGGCAUCACGAGUGUUCUACCCAGCGUCUGAGGACGAGUUCAUUGCUGCUGUUGCAUACGCCAGCCAGAACAACCUUCCGGUGAAGGUGGUGAGUCAGUUCAUCCACACCACAGCCAAGUGGUACUGCCCAGGGGGGCAAGCAGGCGUCGUUAUAGUCACAACCUUCUACAACAGCAUUCAGCUCGACACACAGGCCAUGACCGUCACUGUAGACGCGGGUGUCAUGAUUUACGAUUUCUUCAGCUACCUCGCUCGCCACAACCUCACUUUCCCCACUGCGCCCUACUGGGACGGAGUGACUGUGGUUGGGGCUAUUGGCACCGGCUCACACGGCAGCACACUGCAGUUCAAGGGUGGGCGCAUGGGAGAAUACGUGAGGGGGGUGCGGGUGGUGGUGGCAGCAGAUGAGGCGAGUGGGUGGGUGGGGGUGAGGGAGGUGAGCAGAGGAGACGAGCUGCUGGCUGCUCGCCUGCACCUGGGGCUGCUCGGAGCCAUUUCCAAGAUGACCCUCGAGGUCUACCCCAUGUGGAAACGCGAAGUCACCUAUUACAACACCAGCGAUGCAAAUCUGGAGAACGAGAUUCUCUCAUUCGCGCGCAAUACAACCUUCCCGGAUCUCAACUGGUAUCCCGCCGCACAGAGUGUGUUCUGGCGGAGGGACAACAUGGUGCCUGUCUCCCGCCCCGGCACCGGCUCCUACGCCCUGCCCAUCUUCCGAGGCCAGUUCGACUACAUCUGGACCGCCCUCGCUGCCCUCGACCAUCGCACACAGACCUCAACCAACGAGCAGGACAUUUGCAACCUGUGGCAGACCGUGCAGGUGCCCGUUCUCCUGAAUUUGGGGGGAGGUUUCACCAACGAUGGCACCCUCUUUAGAGGCUUCCCCGUUGUGGGCUACCACAACCGCUUCCAGACGUCAUCUGGCUGUGAGGACGCGGGGCGCACUCCCCUGGGCCGCCAGGUGUGCCCGUGGGACCCGCGGAUCAACGGCAUUCGAUUCUACGAGACCACAUUCCUCAUCCCGCUCACCAAGCUCAAAGAGUUCAUCCUUACCAUCAAGGAGCUUGCAGUAGCCCGUCGUCUCGGCUUCUGCGGGCUGGCAAACUACGGAGGGAUCUUCUUCCGCUUCAUUAAGGGAUCCGACACUCUACUGUCGACAACAGAGGACUCUGUGAUGGUCGAUAUCCAGUACUACCGCAGCGAUGACCCGUCCCUGCCACGCACCAGCCAGGAUGUGACGGAUGAGUAUGAGCAGAUCAUAGGGAAGAUGUUCAAUGGCAAGCCGCACUGGGGAAAGAACAAGGAUGUUUCCUUCAUUGACGUCCCCAGCAAGUACCCCAACCUCCCUCGCUUCCUCAAAGUCAGGGAGAAUUUUGAUCCAAGAGGGCUCUUCUUGAACGAGUGGGCAAAGCGAGUGCUUGGUCUGUCACAGCAGCCAGUGCAGGUGUAUGGCGAUCAGUGCGCCAUGCGAGGCCUCUGCCACUGCGCCGCUGACGUGCACUGCAACCCCGCCCUCGGAUCUUACUGUAGGCGUGGGUUGAUUUACACGGAUGCUACAGUGUGCAAGACACAGUGA